CGUCACUGAAGACGACAGAGUCGUUGCUAUGGCGACGCGUCGACCAAGAAAUGGCGAAUCAAAACAGAGUUGAAGACUUGGCCGCAGUUUCGGCGAAUCCGACGGCUAUUGCGGACGUUAAGCGCGAAAAAGAGGUUCAGUUUCACGUUCAAGAAGUGGGAGACACGAGAUUCUGUAUUCUUAAGAGAUAUCAAAACCUCAAAGCCAUUGGAAGCGGUGCUCAAGGCAUUGUCUGUGCGGCCUACGACGCGAAGACUGGUCAGAAUGUGGCCAUAAAGAAGUUGUCGCGUCCGUUCCAGAACGUGACGCACGCCAAGAGAGCGUACCGGGAGUUCAAGUUGAUGCAAUUGGUGAAUCACAAGAAUAUCAUCGGAUUAUUGAAUGCUUUUUCGCCGCAAAGAGGUUUAGAAGACUUCCAAGACGUGUAUCUCGUGAUGGAACUGAUGGACGCCAAUCUGUGUCAAGUGAUUCAAAUGGAUUUGGACCACGAGAGGAUGUCGUAUCUUCUCUAUCAGAUGUUGUGCGGAAUCAAGCAUCUUCACGCGGCCGGAAUCAUUCAUCGCGAUCUCAAGCCGUCGAAUAUUGUCGUUCGAAGUGAUUGUACUCUAAAGAUAUUGGACUUCGGUUUGGCCAGAACCGCCGGCACCACUUUCAUGAUGACGCCAUAUGUGGUCACGAGGUACUAUCGGGCGCCGGAAGUCAUUCUCGGAAUGGGAUAUCACGAGAACGUCGACAUCUGGAGUGUCGGGUGUAUUAUGGGAGAAAUGAUAAGAGGAGCCGUGCUGUUCCCGGGCACCGACCACAUCGACCAAUGGAACAAAAUAAUCGAACAGUUGGGAACUCCUUCGCAGGACUUUAUGCGUCGUCUUCAGCCGACGGUAAGGAAUUACGUGGAGAACCGCCCACGAUACGCCGGAUACGCGUUCGACAAGUUGUUUCCCGAUUUGUUGUUUCCGGCCGAUUCGUCGGAACACGCCAAACUGAAGGCCAGUCAGGCCAGAGAUCUGUUGUCGCGAAUGCUUGUCGUCGAUCCCGAACGACGCAUUUCGGUGGACGACGCACUUUCCCACGCCUACAUCAACGUCUGGUUCGACGACGCAGAAGUCAACGCCCCCGCACCCGCACCAUACGACCAUUCGGUGGACGAAAAGGAACACACAGUCGAGCAGUGGAAAGAACUGAUUUACGAAGAAGUCAAAGAAUACGAAAUCAGACGACGUCUUCGGGACGACGACCGGACGACAGCCACGACUUCGACGUCCGAACGGACUCAACGCGACUAAAAAUGGACGAAAAGUGCAAUAAACACCGGAAGUCCUUCAUUAGCACUUCCGGCGUCCCUUUACCUGUGAUUUACUGCA
This is a messenger RNA of Oppia nitens, 1361 nucleotides long. RefSeq names its product stress-activated protein kinase JNK-like (gene bsk). Gene Ontology annotation, molecular function: JUN kinase activity; ATP binding. The record is from RefSeq and is a predicted model, not a curated record. Gene Ontology annotation, cellular component: cytoplasm; nucleus. NCBI's taxonomy places the organism in Eukaryota, Metazoa, Arthropoda, Arachnida, Sarcoptiformes, Oppiidae. Gene Ontology annotation, biological process: protein phosphorylation; JNK cascade. Bases 51 to 1283 code for a protein of 410 amino acids. The transcript is spliced from 4 exons.